Molecule: messenger RNA, 1053 nt
Organism: Lampris incognitus (smalleye Pacific opah)
Lineage: Eukaryota; Metazoa; Chordata; Actinopteri; Lampriformes; Lampridae
Gene: hoxb1a
Product: homeobox B1a
Biological process (GO): regulation of transcription by RNA polymerase II
Cellular component (GO): nucleus
Molecular function (GO): DNA-binding transcription factor activity, RNA polymerase II-specific; RNA polymerase II cis-regulatory region sequence-specific DNA binding
Source: RefSeq, a predicted model, not a curated record
AUGGACAGAUCCAGCAUGAACUCCUUUCUGGAAUACUCCAUCUGCAACCGGGCUUUCCGGUCGGAAACCGGCGCGUUCCACGCGGGCUCCACCGGCCCGUCAGCGCCCGUUAACGGGACAACGAGUGACAGCUACGCCGGUGAUGGACGGCUGUACGCGGGCACCGUCACGACAGGGGCGAGCGCCACGGGAGUGACGCCAAAUCAAAACCCACAUCAUCAUCAUCACCAUCAUCAUCAACCACAACAGACUAGUCACGGAUACCAUCAUCACCCUCAUCUUCAUCACGCCCAAACGUUACCAAGCGGAAUAGGAAUGCCAGCCUACAACAACGGAAGUACCGGGAAUACCGGGACCUUCGUGGCUCCGGCGUGCGCUGCGAACUCCGAGUACGCGGGCGCGGCGGGAAACGCGCAGUACUUCGUGGAGGAUCCGGUGCCUCCGCCCUACUACCACCAACCCUCCUUCAGCGGCUCGGCUCCGAGCUACGGGGCCUACUGCGGCCCCCAGUACCCGCAGCACCCCGGCGCCGGUCUGGAGGGCCCGGGGUACUGCGGGCUCUCUCACGGGGGCGCGUACGGGGAGAUGCCGGGCCCCCAGGAGAGGGAGAGGGGGGAGGAGGAGGAGGAGAGCCCGCAGGCCGGGCAGGGCCAGACCUUCGACUGGUUGAGAGUCAAGCGGAAUCCGCCAAAGACAGUCAAAGUGUCGGACUACGGGCUCGCCGGCUCCCAGAAUGCCAUGCGCACUAACUUCACCACGCGACAGCUGACGGAGCUCGAGAAGGAGUUCCACUUCAGCAAGUACUUGACACGCGCGCGACGCGUGGAGGUGGCGGCGUGUCUCGCGCUGAAGGAGGCGCAGGUGAAGACGUGGUUCCAGAACCGGAGGAUGAAGCAGAAGAAAAGGGAGCGGGAGGGCGGGCCCGCAUCGGCCUCGGCCUCGGCCCGGGCCUCGUCCAGCGGGUCCGGAUCCAACAAGGAGCUCGACGACACAAACUCGGACCGGUCCUCCGCGUCCACGUCUCCGGGCGCGUCCCCGAGUUCGGAGACGUAA